Engraulis encrasicolus (European anchovy) is the source of this 1864-nucleotide messenger RNA. RefSeq lists its product as uncharacterized. Bases 29 to 1624 code for a protein of 531 amino acids. Lineage: Eukaryota; Metazoa; Chordata; Actinopteri; Clupeiformes; Engraulidae. The transcript is spliced from 11 exons. The record is from RefSeq and is a predicted model, not a curated record.
UGAUGCUGUAGUACCUAAUAAACCCAUUAUGGUCAGUGUGGGGACACAAACCCCCGCACAAUGGCAAACGUCUACCCCAGUAGAGACUGAUGAUGACGAAGAGAGUGAUGAAGAUCCUGUCCUGGAGGACCCACUGGACACAUCGUGGCACCCAGACCAGGUGUCUGAUGAUGAUGAUGAGGAAGAUGAAUGUGAAGAGCCCUGUGACCCCAACCCAAGUGCCACGGACAAAUUUAUUGUCUGCAAAAAUGAGCUAAUGGCUCUAUUUAGGUGCUGUAAAAAAUGUGCUGGGAAGACGGACAGCAGCAUUGUGAAACAGCAAGGCACAUUUGUUCAAAUAAAGCAGGUAUGUACGUCAUGUGGCUACAUGCGCCACUGGCAAAAUCAGCCUCUGCUGCAUAAAAACAUGCCAGCGUGCAACUUGUUGUUGAGUGGGGCCAUUCACUUCUCAGGAUGCCUUCCCACACAAACCCUAAGAAUGCUGACAUUGUUUGGCCUGCAGUGCAUGUCCAUCAACACCUUCUAUAGACACCAGAGGAAAUACACCAUCCCAACCAUCAUUAAGGCCUGGAAGAAGGACCAGGCCGAAACCCUCAGUGACCUCAGGGCAAUGGAUGGAGGUCUGGUUGUUGCUGGGGACUGCAGGUCAGACUCUCCGGGGCACUGCGCAAAAUAUGGCUCUUACACCCUGAUCGAGGACAGGGUAAAUAAAGUGGUAGAUGUGCAGCUCGUCCAGAGCUCAGAGGUUCCAAACAGCUCUUGGUGCGAACUUGAGGGGCUCAAACGCAGCAUGGCCAUGUUGAAGAGGCAGGACCUGUCCUUAUCCACCCUUGUCACUGACAGACAUCGCCAAGUUGCCAAAUAUGUCAGACAAGAGCUGUGUCCAGAAGGGACAAAGCAUUAUUUUGAUGUGUGGCAUAUUGCAAAAGGACUAGGGAAGGCAUUGGACUCAGCCGCAAAAGACCGCCAUUGUGAACAGCUACAAUUAUGGAAACCAGCGGUAGUAAACCAUUUAUACUGGACAGCUGCUUCAACACCUGAUGGAAACCCAUCCAUAAUGGAAGCCAAGUGGACAAGUCUGGUAAAUCACAUUCAAGACAUUCAUGACCACAACAGCCCUGCCUUCCCCACUUGUGCACAUCCUCCUCUAGAGGGAGAGCACCGCGACAAGGAGUGGCUGGAACCAGGCUCAAAUGCGGCAGUGAAACUGGAAAACAUAGUCACCAAGUCCACCUUACUUAAAGAUGUGAGACAACUUUCCCCACAACAUCAAACCUAUUCCCUUGAAGCCUUCCACUCCCUCAUUCUGCACUUUGCCCCCAAGCACACCGGUUUCUCGUACAUGGGAAUGUACAGCAGGCUUCUUUUAGCAGCAUUGCAUUAUAAUGCAAAUGCAAACAGACAGCUGGCGAAAAGAAAAGACGGCGCGCAGAGGUAUUCUGUCACCUAUCCUCGAUUCAGGAAAGGGGCCUGUGUGGUGCGUCCCCUUAAAGAGAGGGCCUCAUAUGAUUAUGUAACAUCAUUAAUCGAGGAACUCCAGGAGAGCUACAUGGCCUCACCCAAGAGCCUCCAAGAGACAGAUCCAAUGGUAAAUGGUAAGUAUUUUGGUAAGUAUUCUUGUUAAAUCUUGUUAUUUAUUAGUUUGGUGGUGGUUUUCUGCAUGCUCCAUACUCUUUCAUUCGUUGCUUUUGCUGGUUUAUCCAUGCUUUUAGUCAUUUUCUCAUUUGUUUUUGAUUAAUCAAGUACUACUAAUGGAAUAUAUCAUGUGGAAUUUAUCAUGUGGUGGUGUUUAACAUUUCUAGGUACCAAUCAAAUAUCCAUUGCAAAUAAAGUGAAUACCUGUAUGCCAAAUGUGCAACUAAUA